GGCACGUGGCGAGAUGCGACGGUGGCCGCGCACGCUGCUCGCGCCGCUGCUGCUGCUGCUUUGUGUGCUAGCGCGCGCGGCGGACUGGGAGCUCGCGCUGCUGCACACGAACGAUGUGCACGCGCGCGUCGAGGAGACCAACAAGGACUCGGGCAAGUGCACGAAGCCCCCCUGCUUCGCCGGCGUCGCCAGGAGGUUCACGAAGAUCAAAGAGCUGCGGAGCGCGGAGAAGAACGUGCUGCUGCUGGACGCGGGGGAUCAGUUUCAGGGCACCGUGUGGUUCAACUACUACAAAGGAGCCGAGGCGGCGCACUUCAUGAACAAGCUCGGCUACGACGCUAUGGCUCUGGGUAACCACGAGUUUGAUAAUGGAGUGGAUGGUCUGAUUAAGCCCUUCCUUCAGGAGGUUAACUGCUCCGUGCUCAGCGCUAACAUAAAGCCUGAUAGCACUCUCGAGGCAAUGAUUAGCGGACGUUACUUGGCCUCUAAAAUCUUGACCGUCAACUCUGAGAAGGUGGGCAUAGUGGGAUACACCUCCAAGGAGACGCCCGCCCUGUCUCUCCCAGGACCACACCUGCUUUUUGAAGAUGAGAUCCCAGCCUUGCAGCGUGAGGUGGACAAAUUGAGCACUCUAGGUGUUAACAAGAUCAUCGCUCUGGGCCACUCUGGAUUUGCUGUGGACAAGGAAAUCGCCAAGAAGGUGCGGGGAUUGGACGUAGUCAUCGGAGGACACACCAACACAUUCUUAUACACAGGGACACCUCCAUCAACAGAGGUGCCAGCUGGGCCCUAUCCAUUAAUGGUACAGUCAGAGGAUGGGCGUCAGGUCCCAGUGGUGCAGGCCUAUGCCUUUGGGAAAUACCUCGGCUACCUCAAAGUGACCUUUGAUUCGGCUGGAAACGUGAUAAAGGCUGCAGGAAAUCCCAUUCUUCUUGAUAGCUCAGUACCAGAGGAUCCAGACAUCAAGGCCGAGGUGGAUUCCUGGAAGACAAACUUGGCUAAUUACUCGUCUCAGUAUGUGGGGAGAACACUGGUUUACCUCAAUGGAACCUUUGAGGAGUGCCGCUUCCGUGAAUGUAACCUGGGGAACUUGGUCUGUGAUGCCAUGGUUCAUCACAACAUCAAAUAUCCAGAUGAAGUCCAGUGGAACCACGUGAGCGCCUGUAUUUUGAAUGGAGGAGGGAUUCGAAGCCCCAUUGAUGAGCGUAACAGAAAUGGUACCAUCACCAUGGAGGACGUGAUUGGUGUGCUGCCGUUCGGUGGGACAUUUGACCUGGUUCAGCUGAAGGGCUCCACUCUGUUUCAGGCCUUUGAGCACAGUGUGCACAGAUACGGAGGAAACACUGGAGAGUUCCUGCAGGUCUCAGGGUUUCAGGUUGAGUAUGACCUGUCGAAAUCCCCUGGCAAGCGAGUGAAGAACGUGAGGGUUUUAUGUACUGAGUGUCGGGUGCCUCGCUAUGAGCCUUUGGACGCCAACAAGGUGUAUAAAGUGGUAAUGCCGUCUUAUUUGGUGGACGGGGGCGACGGAUACACCAUGAUCAAACCGCAGAUGCUCAAGCAUGACAGUGGUGACCUGGACAUAUCUGUGGUGUCCAGCUACAUCUCAGAGAGGAAGAGAGUUCACCCUGCGGUGGAGGGUCGUAUCCUCAUCUUCAACUCUGCCAUCGGACAACAAAGUCCCACCACGGCUCUCUUGCUGUUUGUAUUGCUAUGGGCACUGUGUAUGAGCCAGUGAAAUCAGCUCUAUCUUUAUGUUUUGGCUGUGUCUGGAUUGUCUGUUAAGGACUGAUUGGUCUCAGUACAUGCUUCAUGACCAUAGAUAUCCAAUAGAAGUGCUAUAUUAUAAUAAUAAUAAUAAUAAUAAUAGCUAUGUGGAGUUUAAACAAAGCCACUGUGUUUGAUCAGCAAAGACUUAUAGAUCCUCCGGUCUGAAAGCUAGAAGAAAUGCCAGAGGGCAAAUAGCAGUUUAACCUCAAAAAUACCAUAGACAUUACUGCAGGACAUAAUUGAAGUCCAGUGGUUACUGUAAGAAACCUCAUGUAAUUACCGAUUGUAACCACUGCACUGUAAUUAUGACAUCACCGUAAUUAUGACACCACUGUAUAAUCAGAAAUAACCUGAAUUGAUAGUAUUCUGAUGACGUCAUAAUCGUGCUGCUACCAUUUUGUUUGGCAACUCAUUCAGCAGAACUGUGGCUGUUUGUAAAGCCAUAACCGAUCCAGCAAAGGCAGUAAAAUGCAUUUUUAAACACCUUUUAAACCCAUAAAACACAGUAACAGCAUAUUUUAGUGUACAGAUUUAUUAGGGAUUGUAGUAAUGACAAAUGAAAGUUAUAAUUUAAACAGCUAAGAUUUCCUGCUAUGUUCUUAUUUUUGUAAUCCAAACCGCAUACUAGCACACUGAAUAGUAUGCAAACAAUAGCAUAUAUACCAUUAAAAGUGCAGUCAUUAGUGUAGUAGGUGAAGUACAGAAUGGUGUGGUUUGGAACGUGGCAUUAGAUCAGCCAGUCAGAAGCAUUCAGCAGCUCCAAUGGCUGAUUAUAGCUUCGCUGUGCUGCUUGUUAGCUGUCAGUACCGGUUAAACAUCUCCAAACAGAGGGUUUGAGGUAUUUAUUGAUUAAGGAUUCCUAAUUCAGGUAAACUGGUGCCUUAAUUGAGGUUAGCUGAUUUUGGCUUCGUAUUCACCAACUUUAGAAAUUCAUUCUACAUUUAAGGCACCUUAGUGUAACUGUAGCACCAUUUAAGGUGGAACGGAAAAUUCAAAUGAGAAGCUGGCUAAUAAGACGCUUACUUUAGCUUGAUAUAUAUGCUUGAGUUUAUUAUAUAAGAGCUUUGGCAGCCACUUUUUUUAGUUUUGUACAAAACAUCAUGGAUUGUAAUGUUAUAAACUAUGGAGAUGUGCAAUGUAUAUGGAUCCUGUCCACUAAACUUGCUUAGUCUACUUCUUGUAUCGUUUUCCGGAGACUGCAUCUAAAGCGUCUGCAUGUCUUUAAAUCUUUUAAGGGGUCUUUUUGCUUGGCGAUGGUCUUUUUAAUGAUGUAAUCGAAUACUAUGAAUUAUGCAAGGUAAGAUUUGCAUUUCAGCAGGUCAGAAAUGAGUGACAUUUUUAAGAGAAGCUGUUGUUUGAAAUCCUGGCCUAGAAGAGAUUACCAUUGUAACUAAAUGGUAGCUAUUUCAGUAACAUGGUGAACAAAAUCAUUCAGAUUGCUUUUAUGGUUUUCUGGCAGCUAUUUAUUUUCUAUUCCAGUUUUGAGGCAUUACAAAAGUGGUUGUAUACAGAAGUAGUAUGUACAGAACCAAUAAGUCAUUCCACAUAAUCAAUUGGACUGUUUUAUUGUGUUUUUUUUUUAAUCAUGGAGGGGUUUAAAAGGUUAGGCUGGGGAACAGUUUCUCCAUGCUCUGGCUCUGUACCUUCAGGACUUCCUGUAGUCAUUGCUAAACAAAAGUGGGACCUUUAGAGCUGAACACACAGGAUAGAACAGACGCUGAAUGAAGAGUGAAUUCAUUGUAAUGCUGAGUGAACACAGCUCACAGAGUCUCAGACUUGGAGAACAAAGCAUGCUCUGAUUGUUCCUCAGUCACUGCCCCCAUCAGUUGAUGGUGGAUCAGGCAUAAUGCUUCUUUUCCUACUUUUUGUUCCCAUACUUAUAUAUAUUUAUAUAACUGUUUAGUUGUGUCUCUGGGUUUGUAACUUGGUGUUUUCCACUGCUGUUCAAAAGUUGGGAAUCUCCAAUUCCAAUAAUCUAAAGCCAAUUUGAUUUUAAGUGAAUGUGUGAAAUGACGUGUUGCUAGUCCUGUGCCAUUUUGUAGUUUUCAACUAAUUUGUGAGUAGAAAAAGGAAAUUUUAGAUGAUUCCAGAACAAUGAAGAGAGCUGCUGAUGAUUCUGAGAAAGAAGUUAUAAAAAAAAUGAUAGUACAGUGCCUUGUAUUUGAAAAGUGGUGAUCAAAUCGUGAGGUAGAUUAGAACUGGCUAAUAAUGGAUAUUUCCAAUAUAGAAGUUCAACAUUUUAAAGUCGUUUAGACUAUAAUUAAGGCAUCAUGGUUAAUUGUAGUGAAGGUCAUUAAAAAGGGUAAAAUAUGGUGCCUAGUUUUUAAGACUUAUAUAUGUAACUGUGUUAUUGUAAAUAACACAUUAUUCAUAUGACUAUUUAUAUGUGAUUCCAAACUUUUGAGCGAUAGUGUAUUACCACAAGAUGCGGUACAAAAGGAAAACAACCCAGUGCCUUGAUUGUAUCUGUUGGUACACUUUAAUCUUUUGACGGGAUGCCAAGAAUUGGCCACCCAAAAAAAAGAGCAAUAAAACCCUGCUAUAUAGAAAAAA
Pygocentrus nattereri (red-bellied piranha) is the source of this 4320-nucleotide messenger RNA. It is a transcript of the gene nt5e, whose product is annotated as 5'-nucleotidase, ecto (CD73). The record is from RefSeq and is a predicted model, not a curated record. Gene Ontology annotation, molecular function: nucleotide binding; metal ion binding; 5'-nucleotidase activity. The coding region runs from base 14 to 1735 and encodes 573 amino acids. The transcript is spliced from 9 exons. Gene Ontology annotation, biological process: AMP catabolic process. Gene Ontology annotation, cellular component: plasma membrane. NCBI's taxonomy places the organism in Eukaryota, Metazoa, Chordata, Actinopteri, Characiformes, Serrasalmidae.